AUGGCCGUGAUUGUUCCGAGAAAUUUCCGGCUACUAGAUGAGCUGGAGAAAGGGCAGAAAGGCGACUGCGCAUCGGGCGUAACCUGGGGUCUGGAAGACCCAGACGAUAUCACGCUGACCUACUGGAACGGCACCAUUUUCGGCCCACCAGCGACUGUUUUUGAGAACCGUAUUUUAUUGCAUAGAUACUUAAACUUAUGGAUUCGUAAUCGUACUAAUACUAUUCCUCGUUGAUGUAGUAGCGCAAAAAUUGUUCGAGUACGAGACUCAAAUAAACUGUCAGCAUUGAAGAUGUGAUCACGAAGUUGCAUGACUCGCUUACGCUUGACGAGCAUUUGUAGCAGGCGUGGAGUUAUUUGUGAUUUGCUUCUGUACGUAUUUGCAUCAGAUCAUAAGCAGGGUGAAAGCGGCACUGGCGCUCCUGUAUGACAAAAAAAAAAGGAAAAUAAAUAUCAGGUAUCUACUCUCUCUCCGUGGUUUGCGACAAAGAUUACCCGGACAAGCCACCAACUAUCAAAUUCAAUACACAAAUCAACCUGUCAGUAGCAGACAAAAACGGGAUGUGCAAGGUACAGGUCGAUCAUGUCGAUGAUAGUUCUUGUUGAAUACAGCGUUGACUUGCAGCAGGGGUCCACCUGUUUGUCUACUUCUGUAUUAUGAUGCACCAUUUUCAUAUGUGUUUCUGGUUUUUAUUACAUCAGUUUCUAUCGCAGUUCAUUUAGACGAGUCCUCGAUUCACCCGUAUUAACGGAAAGAAAAGCAAAGAUGAGUCAUCAAGUCGCCCUCAAUGGGUUGGACAUACAAAGAUGACGCUGAUGAUGAUGAUGAUGACCAAAAAAAACAGGAGCAGUGGCCCAUUAUUUCCGGUUGGAGAAGAGAAUACACGCUGGAGACAAUACUAUCAAGCCUGCGACAAGAGAUGGCUAGCGGGGCAAAUCGAAAGUUACCGCAGCCCCCCGAGGGGACCACUUAUCCCGUGAACUAGAUGCUGGCCACUUUAGUCGACAAUCAGCUUCUUCGCCGAAAGAUUGAAAUACUAGCACACGACGAGUGGUUGCAGCUUCAUCUCAACAAACGCGCAAUUUCAAUUUGAAUUUGUUGUUGCAUUUGCGACCAUGGAGGUUUCUGCUUUCCGCCCGGUUCCUCGAUAGUGAAUCAUAGACCUCCUCCUAUGCCAUUCUUUUUACCCCAAGCGAAUGCGAAAGCGAAAACUUCCACCGCGACCAAAUC
Messenger RNA from Amoebophrya sp. A120, 1230 nucleotides. The record is from the annotation of a GenBank genome assembly. NCBI's taxonomy places the organism in Eukaryota, Dinophyceae, Syndiniales, Amoebophryaceae.